AUGAUUGACAGGUCUGAUGAACUGUUUACAGACCGUUCGGACGGAUCAAUGUCAAUUUUGGCAACAAAUUUGGAAAACAGGUUCAAAGUAAGAGACUCGCUAUGCAAAGAGCUGAUAGAAGCGCUAUCGGACUACUCGGAUGUGUACAAAAGACUGAGGUCGAUCACGAUCAUACUUAACUCAAUACUGGUGAACUACGGAAACCUGAUAGUGUACGACGAGAGGAACUACGUGCUGUCGAGAAAUGACCUGGAUAAAAUACUGAGCGUCGAGAUGUUGGAAGAAAAGGUGACAAGGCCCCUGAUUUCAGGAGAGUACGCAAACGAGUUGCAGAGAGAGUCAGUGAAACUGCUGUUUGCAGUGUCAGCGCACCUGCCGCUGGAGGAGUACAGUAAGCUGUAUAGCCAGGAGCUGCUGCUAACACUAAUAUCUAUCGCACAACAGUCGAGCAUGGAGAUGAGCGGGAACAGAGAAGUGUGGACCUCGUGCAUCUCAAUACUGAGGAACGUGAUAAGCCAGGCUGAGUACCCAGUGGAAAUGCUCAACAGAGUAGUGAGCUGCAUAUUCAGCAUAGUGGAUGAGCCCUCAGUGCAACUGUGCAACGAAAUCGUGGCCAAAAUAAUGUUUAGAAGGGCGAACGAGGCUGAAAAUAAGUUCCCGUUCAUGGAGGCAAACGCAUUCUUCACAAUGAAGCUGACGAAGAGAAUAGUGGAGUACCUGGUGACGGUGCUCGAGAGGACGCAGGACACAAGCAUACUCACGACGAGCUGUGACUGCCUAAUCGCAAUAUGCGAACACGCAUUCGGAGUGGACAUGUUUCUGGAGUCAGGGGGUCUCAAGAAGAUCACGGACCUGGUGCUGAUAGUUAACACGAAGCACGAGGCGAUGCUCUCGCUGGACAAGUACAACAAGAGAGCAGACGUCUCUCCGAAGCUGACGAGCAGUUCGCCAAUCAUGAAGGUGAACCAGGCGUUCCACGAGAUCUCCUUCAGCGCACUCUCAGUGAUAAGCAAGGUGGCCUACACGUCGAACCACAGGCAGAUACUGCACCUGAUCAACCACGAGCUGCCGGAGACACUGGUGAAGCUGCUAAGCUGCCCACUGACCAGCACGAAGGUGAAGGCGAGGGCGUGCAACACGCUGGGGAACCUGGGCUGCGAGACCGACAACGAGGUGCAGGCAGUGAUCGACGCGGAGGCGCUCACGGUGCUAAUGAGCACCUUCCAGACGGAGCUCGACCACAGCGUGAGGGUGGAGUCGGCGUACGCAAUAUGCGCCUGUCUGUCGAAGGCAAACAGGAAGCAAAUCGGCUACAUAAUAUCCUGUAACUCGAAAACGAACCACCUAGGGGAUGGAACCUGUAUCGCAUUAAUAUCGAGUAUGUUGGACUUCAUAGUUAAGUGUGACCCGACGAACGAAAGCAGCGUUAAGCUGUGCAGAGUAGUGUUGAACGGAAUGGAAAACAUACUGAAAGUGGGAGAAGAUGAGACGAAGAUGUAUAAACUGACGGAAAACCCAUACAUUAACAUGUUCAGAGAAGCGGAGGGGGACGUCAAACUCUCGCAAGUGUGUUUCUUCCCGGAAUAUAACAUAGCGAAGAAGGCCACAGGGAUUCUGAGAGAAUAUUUUAACCAGGAAGAACACGGAAUGUAA
Theileria orientalis strain Shintoku is the source of this 1653-nucleotide messenger RNA. RefSeq lists its product as uncharacterized. Gene Ontology annotation, molecular function: nuclear import signal receptor activity. The record is from RefSeq and is a predicted model, not a curated record. The coding region runs from base 1 to 1653 and encodes 550 amino acids. Gene Ontology annotation, cellular component: nucleus. Gene Ontology annotation, biological process: NLS-bearing protein import into nucleus. The transcript is spliced from 3 exons. Lineage: Eukaryota; Apicomplexa; Aconoidasida; Piroplasmida; Theileriidae.